Molecule: messenger RNA, 2082 nt
Organism: Arachis duranensis
Lineage: Eukaryota; Viridiplantae; Streptophyta; Magnoliopsida; Fabales; Fabaceae
Exons: 1
Coding region: 714-1766 (350 amino acids)
Source: RefSeq, a predicted model, not a curated record
UCAAGACCAAUGAUUUUGACUCAGUAACUAGAUGGGCCGAGCUCUUUUUGUCUUAAUUGGGACAAUAGUCCUGAAAAUGUUUUCAGUAUGAACAGUUUUAAGUUCCUUUAGCUAUUGCAAUUACUUCAUGCGUAUAUAAAUUAUGUUUUGGGGAAAAGAAAGGGUGCUCAUAACUCAGAUGUUGGUAUUUUGAUGUCAUCAGGAAUUUAGAUCUCUCCAUAUAUAGGGAAUUGGUUUCUCAUGAAAAACUUGGAGAAACCUUUGGUAGUGAAUGGAAUAAGUUAAGACGUUUUAUGCCACGUUGCAAGUUGUGUAAAUUUGGAUUUGAUCACAGAAACUUUAUGAAUGUCUUUUUUAUUGCAAGAGCGGAAAAUUGGUGUUUUUCAGUUUUUCACUUCUCUUCAUUCCUGUUUAGAUAUUUGGGUAAUGUCGAUUGCUUUCUCUCUCACUUCCUUAUGGAUUUGUUAGUGAAACUGAAUUUAUGAUUUACCAUCACUGAACCUUUGAUAUCACAUUCAAGCUUUGUGCCACUUACUCUAAUUUCCUUAGAUUAUGGGUUAAGUCGUGUUAUUAUUAUAAUUCUUCAAUACAAUACUGAUUACCUUUAAUGUAGUUUGACUGUGUAGUCUUUUGAAUUACAAAGUCAGAAUGUCUUUUUUUUUCCCUUUCAUAUUUUGCAUUUUGAAUCCCAGGUUCUGUUGGGAAAUAAAAAAAUGGCAAAAGGAAGCAGGGGACAGCGUAGGAAUGCUUCGCAAAGGUAUAGAUCUAUCCCAUACCUGCUGCCUACUUGCAAGAAGAAUAUUUGUGAGGAUAUGUGCCCAAAGAAAUGCUCUGAAGCCUUGGAUAAGAGGGAGUGGAAAGAUGUCACAUGUUCUGUGUGCAUGGAGUACCCUCACAAUGCUGUUCUUCUCCUUUGUUCUUCACAUGACAAAGGUUGCCGUCCCUAUAUGUGUGGGACUAGCUUUCGUCAUUCCAACUGCCUCGAUCAGUACAAAAAAGCAUACACUAACAUUAUAUCAACAAAUAAUCAAGGUGCAUUACAAGAUUCAAACUCCCUUGCCGGGGAGAAAGAAGUCUUAAAGCUUGCAUGCCCACUAUGCAGGGGACAGGUGAAAGGUUGGACUGUUGUUGAACCUGCUCGGGACUAUUUGAAUGCAAAGAAAAGAAGUUGCAUGCAAGAUAAUUGCUUGUUUUCUGGGAAUUACAAAGAGUUGAGGAAGCAUGUGAGGGCGGAGCAUCCCUUGGCACGUCCCCGUGCGGUUGAUCCCGCUCAUGAGCAGAAAUGGAGAUGGCUUGAGUGGGAGCGUGAACGUGACGAUGUGAUCAGUACAGUAACAUCAACCAUGCCUGGGGCAAUGGUUUUGGGAGACUAUGUCAUAGAAGGACGCCAAAACAACAUUGAUACAGAUGAAGAUGAAGAGGAUGCUUCUGUUGAUGUAGAUGGUGCUGAUAGAAAUGGUAGAGUUCAGAUGAGCAUAGAAGCCAUGAAUUUAUUCCUCCGGCUACAUUCAGCUCGGCAAGGGAAUAGGAACCUUGACAACUUAAAUCUACAGUUUAGACCGGGAUCAAGUCAGAAUGGGGCACAGCAUUCCACUUCUAUUGGUGGGAUGGAAUUUGCCAAUGAAGAUGCUAGAAAUAGUGAAGUUAAUCAUCAUGAUGAAUCCCUGGUUAACCACCUCCAUCACCAUGGCACUGGCAGAGUUCUACUCCAUCGCUCAGGCCGGAGACAUAGACAGAGAGAAGGACAUGCAGCUCAGGGUAGCUGAAGAUGAUGCUGGAAGCAGGAUAUUGGAAAAGGAGAAGUUUGGUAGGCAUAUAUAUGAGUUGAAUCUUUAGCAUCAUAAAUUGGGUAGUUUCCAGAUCCAAAAGAAAAUCUAGGUAGUUUUAAUAACAAUUGCAGGUAUUCUUUGCAAGGAUCUUAGAAAUCAGAAAUUGGGCAUUUAUGUUACGGUGUAAUUUAUUUUACUUGUACAUUCCUACAUUCUUUCUAUUAUACACAUUUCAUUGUGAAAUUUACUCGUGUAAAGGUUUGAUUGAGGUCUUUGAUCUCAAACUAAUAUUCAUGCAAACGAUUGUUAACAA